CAACACUAAGAGACCACCCCGAAUCAAUUAAAAGUCCAGCGUCCUCGAAUCCCCAUGGCUGGCUACUGGCAGUGAUGGUCUGCAGCGCAUCAUCUAUUGGCACGGCACGAAACAUGUGCCACUGUCUGCAAUAAAGUCGGGCGCUGGAUAAAAAGGUUGCAAAAUGCCUUGUGUCAGUGCAGAAAACUAAGCAAUGUUAGGCUGGAACGAGGAAGUGGAGAGGAGAGGGGAGGGACUGAGGGCUGAGCUCCAUCCUGCAGCCGCGGCGCUGAGAACAGCAGCACAUGGAGCUGGGGAGAGCUGGAAGACCUUCAUAUUGCAAACUCAGGGAAUAGCAGAAUACCUGCAAAGAAUGGAGACAGAGGAGGCCCAGGACAUGUCCCAGGGUUCAGGACAGGAAAGCCCCACUGCAAACGAUGUCCCUGAAGAGACAGAUGAGCCAAUGCCUGUCCCUGAAGACCUCUCUGCGACCUCUGGACAGCAACAGACCCCCAAGAAUGAGAAAGUGUUAGCCAGUAAUAUUAAAGUAGAGAAUCAGAAUGAUGAAGAGAAUGGGCGUGCCUGUGAGGUGAAUGGGGAAGAAUGUGCAGAGGAUUUGCGAGUGCUUGAUGCUUCGGGAGUGAAAUUGAAUGGCUCCCACGCAGGCCAAGGCAGCAAAGCCUACUCUUCAGUCGGUGGCAUUCGUCUCCCCAAUGGGAAGCUAAAGUGUGAUAUCUGUGGAAUCGUUUGCAUCGGUCCAAAUGUUCUCAUGGUACACAAACGAAGCCACACCGGUGAACGGCCAUUUCAGUGUAAUCAGUGCGGCGCCUCCUUCACACAGAAGGGCAACCUACUACGCCACAUAAAGCUGCACUCGGGUGAAAAGCCGUUCAAGUGCCACCUAUGUAACUAUGCCUGUCGCCGUAGAGACGCCCUCACGGGUCACUUGCGCACUCACUCCGUUGGGAAACCUCACAAAUGUGGAUACUGUGGCCGGAGCUACAAACAGCGCAGCUCAUUAGAAGAACACAAAGAGCGCUGUCACAACUACUUGCAAAGCAUGGGGCUGCCAAACACAGUCUACUCAGUAGUAAAGGAAGAAAGCAACCACAAUGAGAUGAGUGAAGACUUAAGCAAGAUGGGAUCAAAAAGAGCCCUGGUGCUAGACAGACUAGCUAGUAACGUAGCUAAGCGUAAGAGUUCUAUGCCUCAGAAGUUUGUGGGAGAGAAGAGGCUGUCGGACCUCUCCUAUGAUGGCAACUCGAACAGCUACGACAAGGACAGCGAGAUAAUGCAGCCUCAUGUCAUGGACCAGGCCAUAAACAGUGCCAUCAGUUACCUGGGGGCCGAGUCCCUGCGUCCCCUGGUCCAGACUCCCCCUGCCUCCUCUGAUGUGGUUAUCAGCCCCAUAUAUCCUCUUCAUAAACCAAACAAUGGCAACAACCACAGCCACUCAGUCCAUGACAGUGCCGCCGAGAAUCUGCUUCUGCUCUCCAAGGCCAAGUCAGUUUCCACAGAGAGGGAUGUGUCACCUAGCAACAGCUGUCAAGAUUCCACCGACACUGAGAGCAACAACGAGGAGCGGGCUGGGGCCGGCGGUCUCAUCUACCUGACCAAUCACAUCGCGCCGCAGGCUCGGAAUGGCAUAUCCGCCGUCAAGGAGGAGCAUGGCAGGCAGUACGAUCUCCUGAGGGCCGUAGCGGAAUUCAGGGUGGUCACUAACGAGGGCGAGCAGGUCAAGGCGUAUUACUGCGAACACUGCAGAGUUCUCUUCCUGGACCACGUCAUGUAUACUAUCCACAUGGGUUGCCACGGUUUCCGAGACCCCUUUGAGUGCAACUUGUGUGGCUACCGCAGCCAGGACAGGUAUGAGUUCUCCUCCCACAUGACCCGAGGGGAGCACCGCUUUUAAUGCACACACACUGGGAAAAUCUGAGGGACCAUUGAUGUGGAUUUAUGUAUAUAUAAUAUUUCCAUACUGCAUGGGUGAAAAAAAAACAAAAAAAAACCCAGCACGUUUUAGACAACAUUUUAUAAUGCUAAAAAGCAAAAUGGAACAGCAAAUUAACUUUUUUGGUUUUAUUUUCAUUAAACAAAUUAAUUCACAUGCUUAAAAGGAAUCAUGCCCACUAUUUUCCCCAUGUGUUUGUGCCAACAUCCUUUUAGAAAACAGAAGAGGGUUUAGUUGAGAGGCUUACUGUUUUAUACACGGACACAUCUUGUGAAGAGAAUAUAAAGAAUGCAAUAGAACUUGCUAUUUAGCUUGAACUGCUUUUUUUCUGUUUCAGAUAAGAAAAAGUGCAAAAGUGCAAACUACAGAAAGGUGACAUUUGAUGUAGCAUAUGUGGAAAUCCUGAAAAUACUAAUAAAUUAAAGAAAAAACUACUGUAUUUGCCAAAAUGAAACAUUUAUAAUAUGUAUUUUAAAAUGUCGUGGUUGGGUUGUUUGUUCAAAGUAUUCCAUAUUUGGACAAAUAACUAAACUGGUAUUAUCCUACAUACACAACAACAGAAGGGUUCUUACAAGUAUUUGAUGAUGAUAUAUGGUUGUAAAACUGUGCGUCAGCUUUGUAAUACAAAAGCUUUGAAAGAGUAAACAAGAGCUUGCUUUCUUUCUACAGCUGAAACAUUUUAUUCCAAAAUUUCACUGCACCACCCUUGGUGACCGUACUUGAAAUACACAUUUUGGGCUACUCUUCAUGGUUACAGUUCCAUGUAGUUUAAAUCUACAAGCAGUGUUCUAUCCAGGUGACACCAAGGUGACAUUCAGUGACUAGUAGUUCCCUUUCAAGUAUGAAAUGUAACCAUUACAGAGUGGGUUAAUGGUUCAUUUCUAUUUCAGGGAACCAGGGUUAUGAUAAUAAACGUUAGUCUGCCUGCCAAAACACAUUUUACAUUACAGUGAAUGAAGCUCUAUCUUACUUUUUUUUUUUUUUUUACUGUGCAACUAAUAAAUUAAUAUUUUAAUUGAUUAAAACCCUGAUACUUAGUAUUACAAUAGAAAAAUAGCUGUUUUUAUUUCUACGUUUCCAAUUCAAAUUUCCAUAUAGACAGGAUUAUAAUUAUGCAUGUUACAGUUACGUGGAGCAAAAAUGCAACAGAUGAAACAGCACAGUACAUACAGAAGUGCACUCAUUACAGAAGUGAUUAUGCAAACUAGAUCUCAAGUGAGACACUUGUAUAUUGACAUUUUUAUUUUGCAGUCAAUGUUUGAGAUUAAUUUACAAAUCUGUGCGUAAUUAAGUCUGUAUUAAAUGUGUGGUGGCAUAUAAAGUAGCUGUUUCAACUUUUGAAUUCAUUAGGGUACUGUUAGUUUGUAAUAAAAGGGUUCAAGUUGUACAAUAUUUAGUAUCGAAAUGAAGAAUUAAGGCAAUCAUUGUAUGCGUGGUUCUAUAAUGCAGAACCAUCAGUGACAUUAUUUUUAUGUAAAGUAUUUAUGCUAUUUUGCAUAAUGUAUUUCAUGUUUUUUUUUUUUUAUUUAUGAUAAGAUGCUUUCCACUUGCAUACAUUUUAUGAGUACAUUCAUACAUACUGUAUUUCUUCUGUACAGUCUGAGUUUUGUUUACAGCAAAAAAAAAUGUGUGAAUGUUCAAAAGUUGUUGUUUUUUUUUUUUCUUUCAGCAUUCAUGGUGAAUUAUUAUUAUUAUUUGUUUAUUUAGCAGACGCCUUUAUCCAAGGCGACUUACAGAGACUAGGGUGUGCAUCAGAUGUAGAGUCACUUACAAUUACGUCUCACCCAAAAGACAGAGCACAAGGAGGUUAAGUGACUUGCUCAGGGUCACACAAUGAGUCAGUGGCUGAGGUGGGAUUUGAACCGGGGACCUCCUGGUUACAAGCCCUUUUCUUUAACCACUGGACCACACAGCCUCCUUACUGAAGACAUCUCAAUCUGCUGUUGUAUAAUGACUUAGGGCACUAGUUUGUUAUUUUUUUUUGUUUGUUUAUGUUCAGGAAAUGAUUUUAUGUUGUGUUUUUGCCUUAUAGGAUGUUGAAAAAAUAUGCCUGCAAAAAGUCUAAUAAAAAAUAUCAUUUUAUAAA
Messenger RNA from Acipenser ruthenus (sterlet), 4016 nucleotides. Its product is annotated as DNA-binding protein Ikaros-like. The record is from RefSeq and is a predicted model, not a curated record. Gene Ontology annotation, biological process: regulation of transcription by RNA polymerase II. Gene Ontology annotation, molecular function: RNA polymerase II cis-regulatory region sequence-specific DNA binding; DNA-binding transcription factor activity. The transcript has 8 exons. The coding region runs from base 194 to 1891 and encodes 565 amino acids. Lineage: Eukaryota; Metazoa; Chordata; Actinopteri; Acipenseriformes; Acipenseridae. Gene Ontology annotation, cellular component: nucleus.